UGUGUUUUAGUUUCUUGCAUCACAAACUAACACACAAUAAAUGAAAGGCAAGCAACUGAGGCAAAGGUUCAUGCCGCUGCUUCUGGCCCCAGCAUCUGUAGUCGUCUUGUCUGAUGCUUGACUUUUUUGGAUGUCUGGACUAAUCCUGGCUGAAUCAUGUCGGACAGUAUAAUGGAGGAAAUCUUCAUUAAACGAUCUCAGCAGAAGAAAAAGACCUCACCUCUGAAUUACAAGGAGAGAUUGUUUGUUCUCACCCAGGAAAAGAUAGCCUAUUAUGAUUUUGAUCCAGAAAAAGGGAAGCGAAAAGGUCUGAGAGGAUCAGUGGACCUUGAGAAGAUCAAGUGUGUAGAAAAGGUCCAGCCAGAGCCCAACACCCCACAAGAGCGCAUGUAUGCAUUCCAGAUUAUUUAUGAUGAGGGGCCGCUGUACGUUUUUGCAAAGACUGAGGAUGUCCGGGCGCAGUGGAUAAAGAAGCUGAAAGAAAUGGUGCGUUUCAACAAGGACCUCAUGCAGAAGUAUCAUCCUUGUUCCUGGAUGGAUGGGGUGUGGCUAUGCUGCCAUCAGGAAGUUAAACAAGCCAUGGGCUGCAAAGUGCUCGAUAACAAAAACGGCUUCACAUCAAAGCAAUCACGACGAAGGGGCUCUAGGAAACCUCUUCCUCCAACCCCAACAGAGGAGAAACCUGGUCGACCCUUACCUCCACAGCCUCCUGAACCUUCUGGCCCCUCUGUAGGCAUGACUGUGAUAGCAGAGUAUGACUACACCCCCAUGUCAACCCAGGACUUGGAGCUGAGGAAGGACGAAGAGUACACCAUCCUGGAGAUGUCCGACACCAACUGGUGGAGAGCCAAAGAUAAAUAUGGAAAGGAAGGAUACAUACCUAGUAAUUAUGUUGUCGAAGCGGAAAGUGGACUAGAAAGAUUUGACUGGUAUUGCAAGAGUAUGAACCGUAGCCAGGCAGAAGAGCUGUUAAAAACGGAGAACAAGGAUGGAGGGUUCUUGGUACGGGACUCAAGCAAGGCUGGGAAAUACACCGUGUCUUUGUUCAGUAAGGGUGGUGGGGAAACUGGUGGAAGCUGCAGACAUUAUAACAUCUGCACCACCUGUCAGGGCCAGUUUUACCUGGCAGAGAAGCAUCAUUUCAGCAGCAUCCCAGACCUCAUCAACUACCACCAGCACAAUGCAGCAGGUAUGGUUAGCAGGCUGAAAUACAUUGUAACAAACCGGGCAAGACCUCCAUCAACAGCAGGACUUGGCUAUGGUGUGUGGGAGAUUGACCCCCGUUACCUGACCUUCAUCAAGGAGCUGGGCACUGGUCAGUUUGGAGUGGUAAAGUAUGGAAAGUGGCAGGGCCAGCAUGAUGUCGCCAUCAAAAUGAUUAAAGAGGGCUCCAUGUCUGAAGAUGAUUUCAUAGAAGAGGCCAAAAUCAUGAUGAAGCUUCGCCACGAGAACUUGGUUCAGCUUUAUGGAGUGUGCACCAAACAAAGACCCAUUUAUAUAGUGACUGAGUUCCUCUCCAAUGGCUGUCUGCUAACAUACCUCAGGGAGGGCCUGAAGCAGCACCCGACAGUUGUCCAGCUCCUGGAGAUGUGUAAAGACGUCUCUGAGGGCAUGGCCUACCUUGAAUCCCAGCAGUACAUCCACAGAGAUCUGGCUGCCAGGAACUGCUUAGUAGAUGGCAAUGGCACAAUCAAAGUGACUGACUUUGGACUUUCAAGGUAUGUCUUAGAUGAUGAGUACACAAGCUCAGCAGGUUCAAAGUUCCCUGUUCGCUGGUCACCUCCUGAGGUCCUCCUCUACUGCAAAUUCAGCAGCAAGUCAGACAUAUGGGCAUAUGGGGUCCUUAUGUGGGAGGUGUACACUUUGGGGCGGCUUCCGUAUGAACGACUCAACAAUAACGAAAUAGUGGAACAGGUGUCCAGAGGCCUGCGCCUCUACCGCCCCCAGCUGGCCAAUGAGAAGGUCUACAGCGUUAUGACAAGCUGUUGGUUUGAUAAAGCUGAUGAGAGACCCAACUUUGAGGAGCUGGUAGUAACAGUACAGGAUUUGUUGUAUGAGCUGCAGUAAAUUUCUGUAAUUAACUGGCACAAUACAGACAUUUCACUGAGAUCAGUUUUAAAAUAGGGCCGAGGAGUCUAACUCAGUCCCUUUGUCAUGUAAUCAGGCGGCUUACCAAAAUGAUGGCGAUACGCCUGACAAAAGCACCAAGUGUUUUCCACAGUCUCCAUCACCAUAGCUUUCAAUUUGGGAGGGAGCCACUUCAUCACGAUGGCGGUUCCAAGAUGGCGGCCAUGUGAAAUCGUUAAGUGCCAAUAUGUCUUCCAAGCCACAAAAGUCAAUCUUGUUGUCAAUAUUUACAUUUUCUGGGUCAAGGAAUGCUUUAAAAUGUCAUGAGAUGAUUAUUUGUGCCAAGAUCAAAUACAUAUGUUAAUUUUGACAAUGUAUUACAUCAUUUUCAUUGGGUCCUAGGCAGUUGGACAUUGGCACUUAGCGAUUUCACAUGGCCGCCAUAUUGGAACCACCAUCUUGAUAAAGUGCCCCCCCCCCAAAAAAAAAAGAAAAAAGAAAAGAAAAAUUGAAAGCUCUGGUGAUGGAGAAAAAAUGUGGUGCUUUUGUCAGGCAUGUCCCCAUUCUUCCCAAAUCUGGUCCUAAGCCGCCUGACUAAUGUUAAUAUCAUUCACGUGAAAGUCACUGGGUCUAGCUCAAUGUUUAGAAUAGCUCUUCUAAAACUAGCGUUUUAUAUGUGAAUAUUUUAUUGAAGUUUAUUGGAUUAAAAUAAAUUGUAUCUGACUUUUAUUGUAUUCUGUAUAUUGUGUAUGAAUUGCAAAAUGUGAAGACUUGUGUAUAAGUAAACAUGUUGUGUGAGAAAACAUCUAUAUUUCAAAAAUAAAAGCCACUAGGCCUA
Molecule: messenger RNA, 2905 nt
Organism: Labrus mixtus (cuckoo wrasse)
Lineage: Eukaryota; Metazoa; Chordata; Actinopteri; Labriformes; Labridae
Gene: btk
Product: Bruton agammaglobulinemia tyrosine kinase
Exons: 18
Coding region: 157-2067 (636 amino acids)
Biological process (GO): intracellular signal transduction; T cell receptor signaling pathway; B cell receptor signaling pathway
Molecular function (GO): ATP binding; protein binding; non-membrane spanning protein tyrosine kinase activity
Source: RefSeq, a predicted model, not a curated record